UGGAUCUUGUGAGACCACUGUUUUAAAGUGUUCAGUAGGUGUAAGUAAGGCUCAAAGUAAUAUUUUGACUUAAAGUCCUGGGAACACAAAUUACAUAUGAGAUGAUCUCCAGCAUUGAUAUGCUUUAUGCCACUGAAUCAUCCAAAUUUUUACCAAUUAAAAUCAACAAAUGUAUAUUAUAAAUUGGCAAAUUUCAGGUAGAAAAUUAUUGGGAACGCAAGCUCCAAAUGGGAGUGAGGAAUUCCGCUUCAAUGGUGAUGUGUUCAUGAAAAUCUGGAAACCUUUAUAAUAGUUGGAAUCAAGGAAGACUUGCAUAUAAAGCAACUCCAACUUAAUAUAUAUAUAUAGAGAGAGAGAGAGAGAGAGAGUAUUCAUUCAUUAUAUAUGUAUAUAGAGAGAGAGAGAGAGAGAGAGAGAGUUAUGUUCUGACAAAUUAGAGGAGCAGUUCUCCAACACCACCUGAAUUCGAAUAUCUGUACCAUACAAAAAAUUAAUUCAUCCCAUUAACCUAAUAUUCGCUUUUCCAUAUUGAGGAUGGCUUUCUUUACACCCCAUCCUCCAUUACACAAAAACAGACCAACACCAAUUAUGCUGAUUGUGGGGUCAAAGCCCAUAGACCAUAAACCAAGGGUUAGGACUUAGGAGCCUAUGAAGGUUACAACCUUUUCACCAACAAAAAAAUCAAUCUUCAAUAGAAAUUUGAGUCAAUAAUUCUGAGAUAAUCCAGUUUUGUCAACAGAGCAAGUCCUUCUACUCCUAUUGUUGUGCUUUUUCACUCACUCCAUCCCUUACAUCACAUGCAUUCUUUCACCUUCAGUAAUUUCUAGAUAAUUUCGAAUUAUUAGUCCCAGCCAAUCACCAUUGAAUAACGUAAGCAAAAAAUUUAAUUUUUUUUACACAUUUUCAAUACAAUUGCUUACGCAUUCAAUGAUUAUGGAACCAUAUUCUCUCCAUCUUAGUAGGUCCAAUAUAUUUCUUAUUAAUAAUGAAUGCAAAUUAAUCACAUGUUUGGAAGGGAAUACAUUUAGCAAAGAAAGGAAGUGUACGGGUAAAGUAGAAACUUCUCUGUUUUCAAGGAUUUGGUAAGAUGGGGUGGGGGCGUCCAAUCAAACUGUUUGAAUGGUGAUUCGAAUUAGUGAAUGUGUUAAACCUAAUGAUUAUAUUUUUCUAUAUGAUGAGGAACAAUGUUCAUGCAAAGCCAAAAGUUUUCUUCACCAAUUCAUGCAAAGGAACACCACAAAGCAUUAAAGCUGGUAACUGAAAUGCAACCAACUCCAUCAUUCUGUUUCAUGUCUCUCUAUAUAUACAUAAUUAUAUACAUGUAUCUAUACACAAAUAUAUGAGUUUUUCUCUAUAAAUACCUUCAACCCUUUUCAACUUUCAUCAUUAUUAACAAGCCUUCGUAGGGUCAACCUUCCGUCUAAAGAAGUCUCAAUAGACAACAAUGGCCAAGUCCAUGAACUUUGUCAUGGCUCUAACUCUCCUUGCUCUUGCUCCACUUUGCUUCUCUGCCAAGACCAGUGGUGGUUACCUUUAUCCACAAUUUUACCAACGUUCAUGCCCGAAAGCUCAAGAAAUCGUAAAGUCUGUCGUCGCAAAAGCCGUAGCUAAAGAAGCCCGCAUGGCAGCUUCAUUGCUCAGGCUCCAUUUUCAUGACUGCUUUGUCAAGGGAUGUGAUGCAUCAAUUCUUCUGGACAGCAGUGGAACCAUAAUCAGUGAGAAGAGGUCCGUCCCUAACCGGAAUUCGGCUCGUGGGUUCGAAGUCCUCGACGAGAUCAAAUCUGCAUUGGAAAAGGAGUGUCCUCACACCGUGUCUUGUGCUGAUAUCAUGGCUCUAGCUGCAAGAGAUUCAACUGUUUUUACUGGUGGACCUAGCUGGGAGGUCCCAUUAGGCAGAAGAGACUCCAGAGGUGCAAGCUUGAGUGGCUCCAACAACAACAUUCCAGCACCAAACAACACAUUUCAGACUAUCCUCACCAAAUUUAAGCUCAAAGGGCUUGACAUUGUGGAUCUUGUGGCACUUUCCGGAAGUCACACAAUAGGGAAUUCGCGGUGCACCAGCUUCAGGCAAAGGUUGUACAAUAAUUCCGGCAACGGACAGCCUGAUUACGCGCUGGAACAGUCGUAUGCAGCCCAAUUGCGCACCCGAUGCCCGAGAUCCGGUGGUGACCAGAACCUGUUUUUCUUGGACUUUAUCACUCCUACCAAGUUUGAUAAUAACUACUUCAAGAACUUGUUAGCUUCAAAGGGUCUAUUAAAUUCUGACCAAGUUCUUGUGACCAAAAACGAAGCAUCCAUGGAUUUGGUGAAGAAAUAUGCGGAGAAUAAUGAGCUGUUUUUCGAGCAGUUUGCUAAGUCCAUGAUUAAGAUGGGAAAUAUCUCUCCAUUGACAGGUUUGAAGGGAGAGAUCAGAAAGAACUGCAGGAAGAUUAACACCCGAGACCAUAUAUAGCUUGUCAAGGGACUGAUAAAACUAUGUUGUCCUAUGUUUGUGCAUUUUGAAAUGGUCUUUUCUUUUAUAUUACUCAUAUUCUUCUAUUAAUUCUGUGUUUUUUUUUUUUUUUUUUUUCUAAGAGAGAAUUGAAUCUUCCUGCUAUGUGCAGCAGUGCAGCCUGUCUUGUGAACUUUAGUGUGGUAAUAUAAUAGCAUUUUGGUGCGACUCUUUAAUUUCUCGAGAAUUUGGGUAUUUUUCCUAGUAAUAAAUUAAUAAGAAUUGAAAUGUGUACUUCAAUCAAUUCCUACCUCGGAAAGGACAUGAUCAUGCGUUACCAAAUCCUUUUGGA
Molecule: messenger RNA, 2783 nt
Organism: Cornus florida
Lineage: Eukaryota; Viridiplantae; Streptophyta; Magnoliopsida; Cornales; Cornaceae
Product: peroxidase 72-like
Exons: 4
Coding region: 1445-2452 (335 amino acids)
Biological process (GO): hydrogen peroxide catabolic process; response to oxidative stress
Molecular function (GO): peroxidase activity; heme binding
Source: RefSeq, a predicted model, not a curated record